Messenger RNA from Brassicogethes aeneus, 1231 nucleotides. The record is from the annotation of a GenBank genome assembly. Lineage: Eukaryota; Metazoa; Arthropoda; Insecta; Coleoptera; Nitidulidae.
CUCACACAUCAUUUUAUUCUUGUGGCAGAUACAAGAAAAAUGAUCUGCAAGGGUUUGCUUUUUCUAACUUUGGCAGUAUUCUACGCCAAUGCCAGUUGCGAAAAAAGCGUGGUAGAAUGGACCGGAGGACUUUUUAACUGGCCAUCAGCAACCACCAAGAACAUUUACAAGAAUUCCGGGAGAUACGUCUCAAAGAAUAUUGUCGCCACCAGAGGACAAAUCUUCAAGGAUAGUGCUAUCGUAGCUUUGCCAAGACUCAAACCUGGAGUACCAGUGACUUUGGCUACAAUUGACCUGAGGAAACAGUGUUGUGAAGCCGUAUUGAGGCCUUUCCCAUGCUGGGCCAAUCAAGAAGAAGGUUCCUGCGAAGCCUUGCAAAACGUUGUUGACUUAGUUGUUGAUGCAAACGCGAUCCUCUGGGUUUUGGAUACCGGUGUUGUAAACACAAUGACCAGCAACCCAAUCAGAUUGUGCCCACCUAAAGUAGUGGCCUACAGUCUGUUAACCGGAAAGAAAGUAAAAACUUUGGACUUGUCUGGUUUGGUAGUAUCUGCUUCAAGACUUCAAUACAUCGCUGUAGAAUAUGCUCCAGAUGGUCGCCCAUUCGCUUACGUAAGUGACGCCGCUACCAGAUCCAUUUUGGUAUUCGACAUUGCCGGAAACAAAGGUUACAGAAUUGUGUUGCCAAAGGCCGUCACUGGAUCCAAGAGAGACGUUUUAUACCUUGCCCUUACACACAAAGGAUGCGGGAACAACUUCUUGAUAUUCACAUACUUGUCUGGAAACAGAAUUUACUCCAUCCGCACAGACUACCUUAGAGCAGGAUGCGCUGCCGGUAAAAUCGUCGAUCUUGGUGUGAAAUCCAAGAAAAUCAUCCUUUUGGGAACAGACAACGGUAAAGCACUGUUCUUCAGAAACGAAGGAGAAAGCCAAGUAUACAGAUGGGAUUCUGACAAACCAUUCGUUCCCAGCCAUUUCGAGCUUGUCUUCCAAGGAAACCAAUGCCAAUUGGCCACCCAAGUCAUGCCUGAUAACGCCAGGAACAAGAUUAGGGUUAUGGAAAGUAACUUCCCUGAUUUCAUUCAAGGCACAGUGGGUUGUGGAACUUCCCAUAAGAUCAGUGUUAUGGGUGGUACCAUUGAUCACAAAUCAAAGUAAAUACCUAAUAAAUGUCUUUAUAGACAUGUAAGACUGUGAUAUUAUAAUAAAUAUAAUAAAUUAUGUAUUUUCG